This is a messenger RNA of Pimephales promelas (fathead minnow), 2398 nucleotides long. NCBI's taxonomy places the organism in Eukaryota, Metazoa, Chordata, Actinopteri, Cypriniformes, Leuciscidae. The record is from RefSeq and is a predicted model, not a curated record.
CUCAAACGCGGAACUAUCAGAACAAAACAAAAGCAGAGAAAUAAAAACACACGACCAGCGAUUACAUUUAUGAAAUUACGUUAGAAAUGACCUGAAAUGGGUUCUUUUUGUUGGUGUAUACAAGAGUACACACAGAAUAGUACUUGUUUAUUUAACUUUGCCAUGGUUUGGGUGUUUUUAAUAUUCCCGUGAGACAGGAUGUUUAAGAACAUGUUUAGAUCAGGCUGUUUCGUGCGAACUGCUCAUGUCAUUCUGACCUGGCUCACAACCUUAGUGCUGUUUCUGCACAACACAGAUCUCAGGAAAUGUCAGGAGCGAGGUGACCUGUUGCACCCGGUGAUGUUCAGCGCUCUGGUUCUGCUCUCCGUUCUGCUGUACUUCACCGUGUCUCUGAUGGAUCCGGGUUUCGUUCUGUCUGACGACGACACGAAGGUAAACAGGAACGUGAAGUCUGUUUUUAGAAAACAUCUUGCUGAAGUGAAACCUACAGCGAUCUGUGGACUCUUUCAGGGGGCGCCAGUGGUCCGUGAUGAAGAGCUGGAGAAGAUGAUUCCUCAAGAGCAUUGCUCCGUCAAGCAGCGGCGCUGUGGAUUCUGCUUCUUACUGCAACCGAUGAGGGCCCGGCACUGCAGAACGUGCCAGCGCUGUGUGAGGCGUUUCGACCAUCAUUGCCCCUGGAUCGACAACUGUGUCGGCGAGAGAAAUCACAGGUGGUUCCUGCUGUACCUGUGUGUCCAGUUUGCUGCUGUGUGUUGGGCUCUACAGGCUGCAUGGUCCGGCGUGGUGUUCGCCUCCUCCUGGCAGCAGUGGUUCAGUCGGAACGGGUUCUUGCUCGGGGCGAUCGCUGUGACGGGGGUGUUUUCCGUGGUCGUGUUGCUCCUGCUGUGCAUUCACCUGUACCUGGCCUCCGCUAACACCACAACAUGGGAGUUCAUGUCACGCCACCGCAUCGUCUACCUCAAACACCGCGACUCUGAGGACAACCCGUUCGACAGAGGAGUCGUCUGCAACCUGUGGGACUUCUUCUGCGUCUGUAGGACGGUAGCGUGGGAGAGGAUCUACAGCAGACACGCCAACGGGACUGUAUGACUGAUGAUCAUGGGGGAGAAGUUUUUAGCUCUUCAACAUUGAUUGUGUUUUAUUAAUACUAAUGUGAUGUUGUGAUUUACGUUAUGUAGUAAACCUGCAGGGAAUAUGUACUGUAUCUAAUUGAUGAAUGAAGAAUCAUUAUGUGCCAUUACUGGUUGUUCAUUCAUGCUAGCAAUGAGCUAAUUCGUGCUAGCAACAUAUUAACGAAAGCUGCGUCCGAAUUUGAAUAGUUCCCUACUAUAUAGUCUGCCAAAAGAGUAGUAUGUCAGAAUACUUAGUUUUCGAAAAACAGUUGGCGAAAAGUCUUCUGAAGUGUGCAAUGAUGGGCACUUUACUAUCCCAUGAGGCCACAGGAGAGGAUUUAUGAAUGGCAGUGAAGUAGGUCAACAUGGCGGAUGUAGUACGUCCAUUAUGCUACACACACUCAUAUUUUAUUGAACAUACUUUUUAAUGCUUGUGAAGUUCAAAUUCAAAUGUAGUAUCUAUUUAGACAGUAUGUGAUUUCGGAUGUGUUAAAACAGGCUAGCAAUGUGCUAAUUCGUAGCAACAUGCUAAAUUAUGCAGCAUGUUAAAAACAUGCUAGCAACAUACUCAUUCAUGUUAACGUUUAAACAUUAGCUAUGUGUUAAAACAUGCUAGCAAAAUGCUAAAACAUCACCAACAUGUUAAUGUUUACAGUGUGUUAAAACAUUACUUAAUUCAAACUUAAUUCAUGUUAGGGUGACCAAAUUAUUUGAUUACCAAAAACCAGGACACUCGGCCCAGCAAACACAUGACAUGGGCCUUCUCAAAUGAUAGUCGAAGUUUACUCAAAGAUACCUUAUUAAUUUCAAUACAUUUAAAGUAGGUUAUGCCUCCUCUGUAUGGACAGAAAAUUGUUAUAAUAUUGUUAUAUGAAAACAGGACAUGUCCUGGGAAAACAGGACAGUUGGUCACCCUAAUUCAUGUUAAGCAAAGUGACAUGCAACAUGCAAAGUAAUGCUUGACACACUUAACAAUAUGAUAAAACAUGCUAGGAAGCUUAUAAAGUUUUUAAACUUCAAGAGGAUUUGUCAAGCCACCAUCAAAAAUAAGAAAUAAAUUCUCAUGAACCUUACUUUCUAGGUGUCUUUUUUUUUUUUGUUUUAACAAAGUCUGUAUUUUGUUCUUUAAAAAGCCAACUAUUUUCUACUCAUUUGUUGCAUGUUGUACAUCUGUGACAUGAUUCUUUUCCCAUAACAAGGGACAGUUUGUAUGGUUCUCAAGAGUUUUAAUUGGUUUGUGAGGUUAAAUUUAUAUAUGACAAAAUAAACUUUUGCACACAAUGUCG